CAGUAGGGUCGUGCGCCUGUAACUGGGACAGCCAUGGAGAAGAGUGGGAACAUUCAGCUGGAGAUUCCUGACUUCAGUAACUCUGUCCUGAGCCACCUGAAUCAGUUACGGAUGCAGGGUCGCCUGUGUGACAUUGUGGUCAACGUCCAGGGGCAAGCUUUCCGCGCUCACAAGGUGGUGCUGGCCGCCAGCUCGCCCUACUUCCGCGACCACAUGUCCCUGAAUGAAAUGAGCACCGUUUCCAUUUCUGUCAUCAAGAACCCUUCCGUUUUUGAGCAGCUCCUUUCCUUUUGUUACACCGGUAGGAUAUGUCUACAGCUGGCUGACAUCAUCAGUUACCUCACGGCUGCCAGUUUCUUGCAGAUGCAGCACAUCAUAGACAAAUGCACGCAGAUUCUCGAGGGAAUUCAUUUCAAAAUUAACGUGGCGGAGGUGGAAGCGGAAUUGAGCCAGACCAGGACAAAACAUCAGGAGAGACCGCCGGAGUCUCACCGGGUGACGCCGAAUCUCAACCGUUCCCUGAGCCCACACCACAACACCCCGAAGGGGAGUCGCCUGGGCCAGGUGAGCACAGUGCUGGACAUUCGGGAGCUCAGCCCACCCGAGGAGUCCCCCAGCCCCCAGAUAAUUGAGCAGAGUUCGGAUGUGGAAAGCAGGGAGCCCAUACUACGGAUUAACAGAGCGGGACAGUGGUACGUGGAGACGGGAAUGGUCGACCGUGGGGGACGGAGCGACGACGACGUCCGGGUGCUGGGAGGAGUACGUAUUAAAACGGAGAACCUGGAGGAG
This is a messenger RNA of Antrostomus carolinensis (chuck-will's-widow), 789 nucleotides long. RefSeq names its product zinc finger and BTB domain containing 37 (gene ZBTB37). The annotation marks the transcript as partial. The record is from RefSeq and is a predicted model, not a curated record. The transcript has a single exon. Lineage: Eukaryota; Metazoa; Chordata; Aves; Caprimulgiformes; Caprimulgidae. Gene Ontology annotation, biological process: regulation of transcription by RNA polymerase II. Gene Ontology annotation, molecular function: protein binding; DNA-binding transcription factor activity, RNA polymerase II-specific; RNA polymerase II cis-regulatory region sequence-specific DNA binding.